Molecule: messenger RNA, 2593 nt
Organism: Polychytrium aggregatum
Lineage: Eukaryota; Fungi; Chytridiomycota; Chytridiomycetes; Polychytriales
Exons: 10
Coding region: 182-2593 (803 amino acids)
Biological process (GO): cilium assembly
Cellular component (GO): motile cilium; acrosomal vesicle
Source: RefSeq, a predicted model, not a curated record
CAGUGAGGCAUCCUCGUGCUCUACAAAAACGGCGCUUCUGUAUCCCUUGGCCCCUUCCCCUCAUCAAUCGCAGUCGUUGCGGCAGAGUCGACACAACUACAUAUCUUCAGCGACACAUUGUCGCCAUCGACCACCGACAUACGUCUUUCUCACGCGCUAGUCUCUUGAGCGGUCAGUCACAAUGGAUGGAGACCCAGACACAGCCCCGACAGAAUCACUCGAUGAGCCUCCCGUCGAGUCAGAGGCUAUUCCGGACGAACGCGAGGCUGAUCCUUCAGGCGAAAAUCCGGCAACAACGAUGGAUCGCGAGGAGCCCACUACCGCCAGUGAUAACAAUGGCCCAAUGGAGACAUAUGAGUCGCAGUCGGCCGGGGAUGGAAUUAUCAUCAACCAAAUCAGCGUCGUGGAAGAGGAAGGGGAGGAAGCUGAGGUGCUGGAGAACGCUGGCUCAGACCCACUCGACACGAUUGCACCCCGGCCCACUGAAAGCCCGACCUUGAUGGCCGACUUUGCACCUGCACCACCAACCACCCCUCGUCCCGGCGCCAACGCCGAGAUGCUCGAUGCAAGCGGCGCGAGUCAAACAGAGCAGCCCAUCGCUGAAAGCUCUGUGGUGACCGAUGCCUCUGCAGGCGACGGAGCAACUUAUACUGUCCCAGUCGACCUCCAUCCGGCACAAGGUCCAGAUGCACAGAGUCAAGCGAAUGAAGCGACGAAGCCAAACGACCCGCCGGGCGAUCACCCGGAUGUCGGAUCCGUGGCGCUGGGACCCAACGAUAUCAAGUCCAACCUGAAUCUGUGGUAUCGAAAGAAAUACAUGGGUGGAUAUCGCAAUACGGCAACCGGAACAGAAUACUUUCACGGAACCACCCAGACCACCACGCCGCAGGAGAAACGGGCAGCGCUCAAUAUCCUCAAGUUCCACCGCGACACACAGACCAAGUUUAUCCACCACCGGUUUUCCCAGUGCCGAGUUGACUCGUUUACUCAAAUGGAACGACCCGGAGUGUUUAUAUCGAGCGAAAGCGACUACUUUUGUCGGCCGAGGAGAUACGUCACGGCCGAGGAGCACCACAAGAUGAUUGUAAAGAACGUGAUCAGAAUUCAGUGCUUUGUGCGGCGCUGCUAUGCCAUGCGGCUAAUCAAGCGUCUCAGAAAGGAACAUCAUGAGCGGAUGGAAGCCAUGGCGGCGAGGGAAGAACGGCGCAGGCUGUUGAUAGAACGGAAGCGCCAGAAGGAAAUGGAGUCUCGCAUCCACCCGAAAUCCAACAAGGAUUUCGAGGUUUUAUACAAUGGACUCGAAAGUAAGCUUCGAAAGCUCGAGAAGGAAUCAAGCAAAAUCAACCGGUCUGGGUAUUCAGAUCCCGCUCGGCUCGCUGCCCUGGCCGAGCUCCUGGAUCAAGAAGCAGCGCUCAUCCAGAAAAUCGAUCGCCUCAAGAUUGCAGCCUCCGAAGAAAACCGCGAGCGCGCGGUUAUUCGUCUGCUCGACCAGAUGGCAAGCCCAAAGCGCUGGCCCGCGGCCAAAAACACCGUCUGUCUCGUUGACACGCCAAACACACUGCGUGCCCGAGAGCUGCGUGAUCUGUUUCAUGCGCUGAACAUUCCGCUGCUGUCGGUGGACGAGCGCCUGCAGAUCUUGCUCCAUGUCAAGUACACCGUCAAGGAAUUUGACUGUAAUCUCACCAGGGAAAUCGUGGAUCUGAUCGACCGAGAGGGUGACUUGGUCAGCCGCGGUAGAGAUGCCCGCAGUCUCGAAGGGCUGCGGAAACGAAUCGGGAAUCUGUUUUUACAGUUCAUCCAGACCCCCGAGUUCAACCCGGAGGCGCUGGCACAUCAACAGUAUCCGGAAUCGAACCAGGCAUGGAAGCGAGACCAGUCGGUGUACUAUUGUCGAGGAUGUACUCGGUACCUGCCCUCGACUGCAUUCUACCUCUCGACAACCAUGAAGCACCUGGGCAAAUGCAAGGCAUGCACCCUCAACUCCAACAUCGCCACCACUCGCAACGACGAUUCGACCUAUACCGAGAUGCUCAAAUACGCCAAGACACGGGAGCUCGAGAAGCGCCGGAUCACCGGAAUGCCUGAGGAUGCCCACUACAACGCCAUGUCGCUGCUGCAAGAAUCAGAUCUCCGGUACUUGGUCGACACCAUCUGGAACAAGCAGAGUGCUGUCAGCGGGUCCAAGAACAUGGACGACCUGUGUAUCACACGGUGGAACCCACGGAUCGAGCUGUCGCCCUGGAACUGCAUCCUACUCACCAAGACAGAGGCAAGCAACCACGAGACUCAAAACAAUCCCGAGGACCUCUACAGCGAGGAGUUUGUCCGAAAGGUGUCUGGAAAGCACAUGGCCGCAAAGAAGCACUUUUCUCAGCUGCCGAGCAUGGAGCGUUACAUGAAGAAGAUGUAUAUUCCAUCUGCGGAGACGUCACAGACUCUGGCAUCACAGGGACUCGCACCCAAGCCGCGGACAUCACAGACAAUUGCGUCUCAGUCGCUUGCAUCACAGGCACUCGCCGCUCCGACGAUUGCUUCACAAACGCUAGUGUCUCAAACCUUGACACCGCAGCGAUCGGCAGAGCUACAGGUGUAA